This is a messenger RNA of Drosophila takahashii, 1616 nucleotides long. RefSeq names its product probable tRNA (uracil-O(2)-)-methyltransferase. NCBI's taxonomy places the organism in Eukaryota, Metazoa, Arthropoda, Insecta, Diptera, Drosophilidae. The record is from RefSeq and is a predicted model, not a curated record. Gene Ontology annotation, biological process: tRNA methylation. Gene Ontology annotation, molecular function: tRNA (uridine) methyltransferase activity.
AUGACUACAGUAGAAGAAGCGCAGUUCUGGCAGGCGAUUGGAAUACUGAUCAAAAACUAUCAUGCAUUGAACAAAAAGAUAUUCGAGGUGGUCCUAACCCAAGUGGAAAAGCAGCAGGAUGGACGACUGUGUGACUCCAGCGAAGAGGAACUGUGGAAAUCCCUGAAAGAAAACCCAAACCAGCGCACGUGCAGUGGCUUUAAGAUUGGAUUCAAACUGCUGCCCAAGAAACUGCCGGAGAACAUCUUGGCCACCGGAACCGUAGACUUUGAAAAAUGCCUUUACGAGUGCCAGUUUGCCAGCGACGAAAUCGAGGAUUUCUCAGUGCGGCUUCUUGGAGGACAGCUUUUACUGGAGUCCAAGCAGAACCCCAACUGGCUGGAGUUUGUUCUUAAGCCAAAGCUCCUCAGCUGGUCCCAGUCCAAGCAGGAGGAAUCAAAAGUCAAAUCAUUGGGCCUGGUAGACGUGGAAAAGUACAAUGAUCUGUACAAGCAGUUGAAACAGAAGCACUCCCAGCGUCUCCUAGACUACUGGAAGACCGCCCAAGAGUCCACGGAUCCGUUGAAGUUCAUCUACGAAGACCUGGCCAUCGCCGCCUAUCUCAUUGUUCUCUGGAAUCAGACCCAAACGGAGCCCAAGGCAUUUGCCGAUUUGGGUUGCGGGAACGGUCUCCUGGUGCACGUCCUCAAUGCCGAGGGCUUCAAGGGCUACGGCUACGAUAUAAGGAAGCGAAAGCUGUGGUCUCUCUAUCCGGCGGACACUCAACAGAGCCUCCUCGAAAAGGCAGUGGAGCCCAACAGCUUCCGCUUGGAUUUUCCGGAGGUAGAUUGGUUAAUUGGCAACCAUUCGGAUGAACUGUCUCCCUGGCUUCCGGUUUUGGCUGGUCGCUUGAACAUCAACUACUUUCUGCUACCCUGCUGUCCCUACGAACUUUCGGGAGCCAAAUUCCGAAGGCGCAACACGAAGAUAAGUGCGUACCAGGACUUUUUUCAAUACGUAACUCAGGUCUCACGGGAAUGCGGCUUUGAGGUUCUUCAAGACAGACUAAAAAUUCCGAGUACCAAGCGCUUGGCUCUGAUAGGAAUCAAAAGAAACCCCACAAAGGACUUGGAGUACUUUGUCCAAGAGGAGUUAAGAAAGUACAAAACAGGAGAGUCUGAAAUAAAGUUGAGGGAAAAGGAGGAAAGCGUUCGCAACUGCACGCAGGUGGAAAAAUCCAUUAUCGAUGGUCUGGUGCUGAAGAUCUUUACACAACUGCUGGCUUCCAAUGCAGAUAAAUGGUCUGGUCGUCUGCCCAUGCGAGAGAUCGCCCAGAGCCUCACCAAGGAAGAGCUGAGUGGCAUUAAAUCCGAGUGCGGUGGGAUUAAAACCUUGCUGAGAAAUAAGCACGAGGUAUUCGAGUUUUGCGGUGGCGAUCUUAUAGGGAUAAGAACACCCAAAGCAAAGGCUCCUCUCCUCCAAUCCAGACUGACCACCAAAAAGCGUAGCUGCUUCUUCAAGCUCUAUCAUCCACUGGGAUGUCCUCUCGCAGACGCCGAGUGCUCCUUUAUACACUAACUUAUUAUGUGUAGCCCUUGCUCAUGUUUAUUGUUUGGAUUAUAAUAUAAAGAAAAGUG